AUGGAGUUUUGGGGUGUUGAGGUAAAAAGUGGGCAGUCUGUUUCUGUUGAACCUAAAAAUAAGGUCGUGCAUCUUUCACAGGUUUGUCUGGAUGAUGUCAAGAAAGCAAAGGGAAGCAAUCCUAUUUCACUCUUUGUGAAAACUAGCAAUCAUAAGCUUGUUCUUGGAAUUCUUUCUGCUGAGAAAUUCCCCCAGUUGCCUUUGGAUAUUUUUUUUGGAGAGAAAUUUGAGCUAUCCCAUAACUGGAAAAAUGGGAGCGUCCACUUCAUUGGAUAUAAGUCUCUGUCGAAAUAUCCUUUUUGUGAUAAUUCUGAUUCUGAAGAGGAUGUAGCACUUACUGUGGUUGAUAAUGGAAAACCUGUCAUAUCAGGCAAACCAAAGGUGAGUACUGAGGACGCUAAGAAAGCUAUUAAAUCUGAGCAAAAGGAAACUAGUAGUGAUGAUGAUGAAUCUGAUGAUGAAGUUGGUGCUGAUCAGACCAAGUUCAAGUUCAAGAUUGAGGAAGGUAGCAGUGAAGAUGAGGAUGAAAGUGAUGAUGACGAUGACGACGAUGCUGAUAGUGAAGAUGAAACUGAUGACAGUGAGGAAGAGGAUGAAGAGACUCCGAAAAAGGCUGAUGUGAGCAAGAAGCGACCUGCCGAGUCUACUAAAAGACUUGCUAAUAACAAGAAGGCAAAGUUUGUUACCCCUGAAAAGACUGAUAGCAAGAAAGGCAGCGUCCACAUAGCAACUCCUUACCCUGCAAAGCUGGCCGGAAAAAAACCAGCUACUUCUGACCAGUCAAAGCAGCAGGCUCCAAAAUCAGGCGGCACAUUCAAUUGCCAAUCGUGCAACAGGUCGUUCAACUCAGAUGGUGCAUUGCAAAGCCAUACAAAGGCAAAGCACAGUGCUGCAAAGUGA
Messenger RNA from Prunus armeniaca (apricot), 900 nucleotides. NCBI's taxonomy places the organism in Eukaryota, Viridiplantae, Streptophyta, Magnoliopsida, Rosales, Rosaceae. The record is from the annotation of a GenBank genome assembly.